UCAGUUUUUAGUUUAAUUCUAAGGAAAAGCACAUUUUAUUUUCAGGGGAGAUUUUAGAACGCUUUUUACAGACUUACAUCCACUGUGAUGUGUCCUAUACUGAAACUCCAGCAUCUCAGAAUAGACUUUUGCCAUUCAGCUCCAACUUCAGCCUCCCAGCAGAACUCAUAAAUCCGUGGCAGUGUCUCCUCCUGCUGGUGGAACUGUGCAAAUGCUGAGCUGUGCAGGUGCGUAAAGACAGCAAACUCAUUUCUAAGUGCAUGUCCUGUGUGGCUAAAUUUAUCUGUUAGAUUCUUAGGAAGUUGGACUUGCUUUACAUUACGCACGUUUUUAUCAAAAAUCUGUUCAAAUCUCAGAAAAAAUGCGUUCCUAAUUGCAUUUGAAAAGACAUCCUGCUUGUUAUUUAUAUUGCCCAAUACGCUUUUCUAUUUGGAGACACUCUGAGUUUAAGGUGGAUGAGUCAAGAAGUGUACCCAAAAAUAAGAGUCCUGUUGUCUGACCAACAGCAUGGGGGUAAACAGACAGAGGUGGAAGUGGCCCUUCCGCUGCAGCAAACCCGCACAUCUGCUUUGGGGGCGAGUGUCUGGUUGUUGUUGUUGUUGUUUUUUUUACGCAAAGGAUGUGAGCAGGAGUGGCACUCAGGAGGCUUUAAAUAGGAACUGUCUCCAAAGUUUGGGACAACAGAGCAUCUGAAAACUUCCAGCAGCUCGCAGUGCAAACCGCCAGAUUGAUCCAGGAUGGACGUCAGCAGAAGACUGGGGAUGAGAGACACCGUGCUGGCGCUCUUGCUCGCUGUCCUGCAGGGAUUUCCUCUCGGGGAAGGGGCCCCGAACCCGUCACCGCUGGUUGGCUCCAACUGGGGUAACCCGAGGAGAUACAUUCACCUGGAGACUUCCACGGAUCUCAACAACUUCUACUUGGAGAUCAGACUAGAUGGCACCGUGCGCAAAACUACAGCCAGGAGCUCAUAUAGUGUGAUUUUACUGAAAGCUGAAACAAGGGAGCGCAUCGCCAUCCUCGGCGUCAAAAGCAGCCGGUACCUGUGCAUGGAUCUGGAGGGAAAUCCGUUCAGCUCUCCCAUCUGCCUCAGAGACGACUGUCUGUUCAACCACAGGCUUCUGGAAAACAACCGGGACGUGUACUACUCCAUCCGGACCGGCAUCCUCUUCAACCUGGAGGGCUCCCGGCAGGUGUUCUCCGCGGGCCAGAACCUGCCGCAGACCUCCCUCUUCCUGCCCAAGAAGAACACGGUGCCGCUGGAGCGCCUCCUGCUGCACCGGGAGAAGAGGAACCAGGUGGUGGAUCCCUCGGACCCUCACAACGUCUACCUGGGCCAGACGGAGGAGGGAUCGGACUCUCGGGCGGUGCAGGAGGACGACGCCGACCUGGAGGUGGAGGUGGAAACCGGGGACGAAGGACGCAACGUGUCCCGGGAGACCCCGCUGGCUCCGUCCACCGACGACCCCUGGAACGUGCAUUCAUCCAACGCGGCCAGCCCCCGGAGCUCCGGGACCAUGGGCUGACUUCCAUGUUUUUACCCUUCACUUACUCCGCGUGAGUCCAGUUUAACAUAAUAGAUCAUAUAAGAGAAAGACCAGACUUUGUUAGAAAAGGCUGAGUUCGUCUUUUCACACUGACUUCAUAAUUUAUAAGAACACAUUUUCAGUCUUCAAUCGGUCAGAAAAGCAGUGUGUUUCUACACUGAAUGUAUUAGACUUGACUUGUAACCUCUUUUGCACAUUUCACCAAUGCCUGUAACUUUCCCUUUUCUGUCAAUUUAGUCAGAAAUGUUGUACUUUUAGGAGUUUAAAUCAGCAAAUGAUGUGUGUUUUAGCCUAUAUUUAAUACUUUAUAGGAGAAUAUUACUGGUUAAAUAGCAACACGAAUGAUUCAAAUGAAUUUCCCCUCCAUAGUCGACAUCCUCUCACUUUGGGAAACGGCUUAAUUAUUCAAGAAUCUGGUUUGGUUUCCCAAAGAUCAAUUAUCCCAAAUCAUUUCUACUUUUUUGUUGGAUCUCUUUUCAUUGAGGUUUUUCCAGCUGGUCUGAGAAACCCACAUUUCAAAGUGACAGAAGCCUCGCUUAGCCUACCUCUGGAGAACUGAAGGCCCUGCACUACACAGGCAUGACGGAAAAUGAAAACAUCUACACAAAUAUACCAAAGAGUUGCAUUUAGUAGAGUUAAGGUUACAUUUUAGACUUAAAGUUUAUUGAUUUUAAAGUUUGAAAUUUGUUACUUGGCAGUUGUUAAACAGAAAUUUCGCUGCGUCACUUACAGUAUCUGACAUAACAUAUCUGUACUUGUGCUUUUCCACCAGUGAUACAGUCUAAUUCAUGACUUGAAAGAACAGAACUACAGGGUAAACAGAGCAGACAUCUAGAAUCUGAACUCUUGCUACGAGACUUUUACAGGUGCUGGGCACCACCAGCAGACACGAGAAAACCAGUCCCAAAGAGUAUUUAUUUAUUUAAAUCCAUUCCUUUAUUGUUAUUUAUGGUAUUUAUAAGGAUGCAGUUACAGUGUACGUAAACAAAAAAAAACAUGGUUUGUCUUUGAAUGUAUGA
Molecule: messenger RNA, 2563 nt
Organism: Acanthochromis polyacanthus (spiny chromis)
Lineage: Eukaryota; Metazoa; Chordata; Actinopteri; Pomacentridae
Gene: fgf23
Product: fibroblast growth factor 23
Exons: 3
Coding region: 738-1523 (261 amino acids)
Biological process (GO): positive regulation of cell population proliferation; regulation of cell migration; animal organ morphogenesis
Cellular component (GO): cytoplasm
Molecular function (GO): growth factor activity; type 1 fibroblast growth factor receptor binding
Source: RefSeq, a predicted model, not a curated record